This is a messenger RNA of Ceutorhynchus assimilis (cabbage seed weevil), 2669 nucleotides long. NCBI's taxonomy places the organism in Eukaryota, Metazoa, Arthropoda, Insecta, Coleoptera, Curculionidae. The record is from the annotation of a GenBank genome assembly.
GCCGUUUCUAUUCAAUUCGAAACCGAAAAGUAACGUCCCAUAAAAGUGCCUCUUUCAUUAAUUUUAUAACUAAAACUUAAGCGAAAAACUCAAUUAAAAGAUGUCCAAAGAAGAGGACAAUCAUAUCCCGUCGGUUAUCUACGAUCCCACCAAGAAAUUAAACUAUACCAAGGGACGUUUUUUCGGCAAGGGUGGUUUCGCAAGAUGCUACGAAAUAAUCAACACAAAAAACAUGGUACCCUACGCAGGGAAAAUCGUUUCGAAAAAACUAAUGGCCAAACAAAACCAAAAGGAGAAGAUGUUACAAGAAGUACAAAUACACUCUACAUUGCACCACAAAAACGUGGUGGGCUUCCACAGUUUCUUCGAGGACGACCUAAACAUUUACAUAGUCCUCGAGCUGUGCAAACGUAGAUCCAUGAUGGAGUUGCAUAAGAGGCGAAAGACUUUAACCGAACCGGAAACCCGUUUUUAUAUGGCCCAAAUCGUCGAAGGAGUCCAAUAUUUGCACAAACACCGGAUAAUACACAGAGAUUUGAAGUUGGGCAAUUUGUUUUUGAACGACGUAUUGCAGGUGAAAAUCGGCGAUUUCGGCCUGGCCGCCAGGAUCGAAUUCGAAGGGGAGCGAAAAAAAACGCUGUGCGGCACCCCCAACUAUAUCGCCCCCGAAAUUUUGAACAAAAAAGGCCACUCGUUCGAAGUGGACAUUUGGUCGGUGGGAUGCAUCAUGUACACGUUGCUGAUCGGCAAACCACCGUUCGAAACUUCCUCCUUGAAGGAGACCUAUGCCAGAAUCAGAAGGUGCGACUACAAAAUCAGCCAGCAAGUUUCCCCGUAUGCCAAAAACAUGAUUAUGAUUAUGCUGCAGUCUGAUCCUUCGAAACGGCCUAGUAUCAACUAUUUGAGCAAACACGAAUUUUUCACCAAAGGUUAUUGUCCGCCGUCUUUGCCGGUGAGCUGUUUGACCAUGGCUCCUAGAUUUGAUGCUGAACGUUCUGUUAACAUGGCCAACAGUCCACGAAGGGGCGCACUUUUGGAAAUUCCUGAUGCCAACUGCAUGCAACUAGGUUCUCCCAGAUGUCCCACCACGAGGCAUGAUUCCUUUGCAGCCGGCUUAGCCGGAACCCAUUUCGGUUUUGAUGCCCAAGAAAGCUUGACUACCCUGAAGCAUUUGCUACUUAAGGUUCUUAAAGCUCAACCAGUUUUGCUAAAAGAAGUAUCAGACGAAAUGACGGAUCCAGCCGCCCAACCAACCGUCUGGGUAUCAAAAUGGGUCGAUUACUCCGAUAAGUACGGCUUCGGCUAUCAACUUUCAGAUGAAAGCGUCGGCGUUAUGUUCAACGACACCACUAGACUGAUUAUGUUAGCUAACGGACUGAAUGUCCAGUACGUGGAUAGAAAAGGCGACGAGGCCUACAUGACUGUACAAAUUUACCCACAAGCGCACGACAAAAAAAUGAAGUUGCUGUCGUACUUUAGCCGAUACAUGAGCGAGCAUCUGAUCAAAACUGGCGCUAGCGUCGCCAAGGAAGCCGAUACUGUGUCCAGAACGCCACAUUUGCACCAGUGGUGCCGCUCAACUUCCGGUGUAAUGAUGCAACUUAAUAGCGGGAUUUUGCAGAUUAAUUUCGGAGAUCAUACAAAAAUCAUUAUGUGCCCGUUAAUGUCGGCAAUUACUUAUAUCGAUGAAGAUAAAUCGUUCCGUACUUUUAGAUUUAGUACCUUGGAACAGCACGGAUGUUUAGCUGGGUUGUUUGAUAAAAUACGAUACGCUUACGAUAAAAUCUCUAUACUUAUAGAAAAUGCAUCUAAAGGAUAAGUCUUAUUAUUAAUUUAUAUUUUUUUUUCAAUGUUUGUAUCUACUUUCGUUUUAUAUACGGUUUUCUAUUUCUGGAUUUGUACCAUUUCAUCCAAUAUUUUCCAUGUGUGCCUUAACACUAUCAUGUUGGCUGGCAUUGUAACAAUGUGCUGGAUGUUUAGUUAUAUAAAAACCUUAACCUAUACUAUAAUAUACUUAUUUUAUUUAGUUAUUGUCUCAUUUGUUUAGUUUGUUUUAUAAUAUAACAUAGUUAAUAGUUGAACUGAUUUGAACAUAUUUAGUUAUUUAAGAUUGCGUUUUGUAGCUCAUAAAUGUUCUCCAUAAAAUAAAUUUUUCCACUAUUUAGUUUUGAGUUUUGGCCUUCCCUAACAUGUCUCAAAAUCAAAAAUAAUGAAGGUUCUGUUCCUAACCAUCCAACAUCCAACGAAGGUACUAUUCAGGUUUUUGUUUUCAAUAAUAAUUAUUUUAACAAUAUAACACAAAAGUAUAAAUAGAAAAAAAAAGCUAAUAAUUAAUUUUAAACAAAAGUAAGCGAUUCUUCUCUAUACGGAGUUAUAGAAUGUAAAUUUCUCAAACUAUGACUCCCUUCCAGUAAUCUGUGAUGGCUUCUCGAUUCUUCCGCUAACAUAACGCCACGCCUUGGAUUGUUAAGGUUCAGUACCCAAUCCUUUUUUCGGUUCCUCAAUAAACUCCUAGAAAACUCGGACAAUUUUUCCUUUAUUUCAGGCAAUUGAUCCAACAUUUUCCAUAAUACUUUGUGCUUCAACACUAUCAUCUUGCACGGAGAUAUUGCUGUCAUUGUAACAACGUGCGGGAUCUUUAGUAUUACUGCUAUGUCCCCGUAAUAAGC